This is a messenger RNA of Saccoglossus kowalevskii, 2876 nucleotides long. RefSeq names its product kinesin-like protein KIF22-B. NCBI's taxonomy places the organism in Eukaryota, Metazoa, Hemichordata, Enteropneusta, Harrimaniidae. Gene Ontology annotation, cellular component: microtubule associated complex. The record is from RefSeq and is a predicted model, not a curated record. Gene Ontology annotation, biological process: spindle elongation; mitotic spindle organization; microtubule-based movement. Gene Ontology annotation, molecular function: microtubule binding; microtubule motor activity; ATP binding.
CUCACACAUAAACACAUUCGUAUAUCUUGUACAUAUGCAGAUUAAAGCCUCGAUUCCUCUUCGUUUAUGUGAUAAUAUCAUGUGGAUAAGGUUCUAUAUACACUGAAGGUGUAUAUAUUUUAAUGAUGAAAAAGGCAGUUAAUCACAGCAGAGUUCAAGUUGUUGUUCGUUUACGUCCUGUACUUGAUGAAGCGGAGAUUGAUGUUGAGCCAUGUGUACGAGAACUAGAUGGCAACUCACUUGAGAUUUUCAAUUGGAGGAACAAUAAAGAAACACUUAAAUAUCGUUUUGAUGCUUUCUAUGGUAAAAGUUCAUCACAAGAGGAAGUUUUUGAAUCCUCGGUAGCUUCACUACUUGUACACACACUAAAUGGACAAAAUGCAAGUGUGUUUGCAUAUGGUGCCACUGGUACAGGUAAAACCCACACCAUGCUGGGUAGACCAGGAGACAUUGGUGUAAUACCAAGAAGUGUACAGAAAAUAUUAUCUGUUGCUAAAAGUGAAAGUGCUACUUGGAAAUACAGUAUCCAGUUUUCAUAUCUGGAAAUAUACCAAGAGAGGGUAUAUGACUUAUUGGUGCCUAAAAACCAUGAUUUACAAAUAAGAGAAGACAGAGAUAGAAAUAUAAUCAUACCAUCACUAGCUGUGAAAGAAAUCACAUCGUAUGAACAAUUUCAGAAAUACUUUAUUCCAGCCAGUCAUAACAGGUACCAAUUGUGUAUAUCUCAUUACACUAAAAUGUUUACUUUAUUAGUGACUAAGGUUCAACAGGCUGAACCGUUUAGAAAAUUAACUGGUAAGCUACUAUUGAUAGACUUGGCUGGUAGCGAGGAUAAUAAAAGAACUGGUAACCAGGGAAUAAGAUUAAAGGAGAGUGGUGCUAUAAACGUGUCUUUAUUUGUACUUGGGCAAGUUGUUGAUGCACUGAAUCAAGGACUGCCAAGAAUUCCAUACAGAGAUAGCAAGUUGACCAGAUUACUCCAAGAUUCCCUUGGUGGCACUGCCCAUGCCUGUAUGGUGACAAACAUCGCACCGGAAGAGAGAAACUACAUGGAUACGUAUACAACAUUAAACUUUGCUGCUAAGUCCAGACAGAUUGUUAAUAAACCAUUCACUAGAGAAAGUACAGAAAAACCCAGCAGAGUAACAUUGAAGAGGAAAGCCUCAGAUGAACACAGACCCUCAGCACCUGCUAAGAAGAUGGCUUCACAGGAGAGCACUCCAAUAGUUAAUGCUAGAGUGAAUGUGUUGAAACAACAGGUAUUGCAGCCAUUCUUGAGUCCUAUUCUGAGGAAACAUGAUCACUUUGCUGAGAGUGUGGUCAGCAGAUUAGAAAACUUAGAACGUAACAUUCUAAAUCACAUGAAACAACCAGUGCAACCAGUUGUGCCACCACCACCACCACAGGAAAAUCAACAAGACAUACUCAAACAGCUGAAGAAAUGUCGUGAACAGUUGAAAGAAGUACAACAGCAGAACCAGAGACUUACUAAAGAGAAGACUGAAGAGGAAGUGUUGACAAGUGAUUGUCUGUUUCAAAGAGUUCCACUUAUAAAAAAGAAGAGUAGAAGUAAAUUGGGUACAAGAUGUGAUGAACCAUCGUACUCAGGUUGUUCUCAGAAGGACAGAAAACCACUCAGUGCCGUGAAUGGAGUUUCCACAGAUGUGCAAUUUGUAAAAAUUAUCCCAGAAUGCAACUCAGAAAGUAACGAUGCUCUGGAUGUAAGUGGAACAAAUUGGACCGUCAAACUAAAUCCAGAAUUACAAGAAAAACACAAUGCUGAAAUAUUAAAUGUAAUUAACAGUGGUACAGUAAAACAGUUGAAGUCGUUACAGAGUAUUGGUGAAAAGAGAGCUAAACUUAUAUAUGACUGGAGGCAACUUAAUGGACAGUUUAGAUCUAUUGAAGAGCUCCAACGUGUAAAUGGACUGACUAGGAAGACGGUUGAAUCCAUCGUUAAGACCCUGAUUACUGUUAGGGAGUUAGCCUUAUACCCUGAUUACCUCCAAAAUUGUGCAUUGAUGGAGUCCUCGGUGGCGGGAGCCAUACGUUAUCAAAAUGCAGACACGUGCUAUAUAAAAGUGGCAUUCAAUGAACAAAAUGGCGGUACGGCCCGCACAAUGUGCGAAAACUACAGCGGCUAUCUAUUGAUUAUAGAUAAUUCUGGUGAACAAGAUUUCAUUGAAUCGAAGACAUCGACCAAUCAUAUUUACUGGAUAGGCAUAGUACGCAAUGCGUCCGAUUAUGUUUGGGUUGAUGGAACGCCUGUUGCUAGUGGAUACAGCAAUUGGGAUGGUACAUUCCCUAAAGGGGAUGACUGUGUUAUCUUUAGUGGUCCCAAUGGAAAGCGGUGGCGAGACGAGCCGUGUGACACGUCAACACAUUAUUUCUGUGAAUUUUCUGAGCAACCGAUUGAACCUACAACAACAAAAUAUCCAACAACAGUAUACAAAACGUCUGAUUCAAGUGUAACAACAUUGGAACAAACAACUAGGGAUUCUGCGCAGCUGCAGACAACGACUCAACUGACUAGUCCCGUUUCCAGAUCAACCACGAUAACAGCAAUGACGUCUAUGUCUAACGGAAUACCACCAACAUUAUCAUCGUACCAUACUGGAAUGAACUGCAGAUUGACGAUCAAUGAUGAACCAGCUACACAUGCGGGCAAAACAACGACCGAGAACACAAAACAUGAAUCUAAAAUAGGUUUCCUAGGUAUGAAUAUAGGAGGUGUUGUCAUGUUUUCAGUGUGGAUGGGGGCAAUGUCACUUGGACUUGGUAUAUGUAUGGUUCUGGACAUAUUACAACUUACUGUCCGAGUAUGCAGAUCCCCGAAACGAAACCGUAACAGCGAAAAUGUAUUGUACGAUAUUUAG